CUGGCCGUGUAGAGAGUCACGCGGUGUGUUAGGGGGAGGAGACAUACACUGGCAUACUACCAAAUAGAAAAAAGUCAAGAGUCGACCGCUGUCCAAAGUAUCUUGUCGGCUCUCAACUGUUCACCUUAUAAAAUGAAUAGUAUAUAUGUCUAAUUCUAACGAUGGGAUUUAUACAUGAUCGCUAUGGGAUAGAGCAAAGGAUUAAUAACAAGGAAUUAUUGGAUGAAUCUGAUCUGAGAGUGUCAUUCCUCGGUUCGGAGUACUGGAGAAGUUGUAACUAUCGGAAGGAUGAAAAUACUUUGACUUUAUCACCAUCUAUGUAGUGUUUUCACAUCUUCGAAAAUAAUGUACCAUGAUUUUGUGGAUUCUAGUAACUUUUCAUCUAAUGGUAUGUAAAUUCUCUGUUAGGAUAGUCACAGCGGAGGUCCGACUCAAAAGGACGGUGGUGGGGCACUACCCCGUGUGUCCCCGGGGGUGUACCAGUUGCUCACGGUUUAACGGGUGUGUCACCUGUCGACCACGCCUGUUUUUGUUCCUGGAGAGAAGAGGUAUGAGACAAAGAGGCGUGUGUACCCACAGUUGUCCACCAGAUUAUUACGGGGUCCGACGUCAGGAGUACAGCGUCUGCUAUCAUUGUCAGAUUCCGAAUUGUGAGACGUGCUUCAACCAGAACUACUGUACCCAAUGUCGGCCUCCAUAUAUAUCCUACAGGGGGCGCUGUAUCGAACGAUGUCCAGACGGACUACAUUAUGCAAAUUAUUCCAAAGACUGUCGCAUGAUAGUCGACUGUAUGGUGGGACCAUGGGACCCGUGGGGACCGUGCACGCGGAAUGGUCAAACGUGUGGAUACACAUACGGAAUAGCCACACGGACACGACAGAUUCUGGAGCAUCCGUCUCCAAACGGAAUAAGUUGUCCGGCUCUGGCAGAGAAUACUUGCUGUCGCAUGACGAUGCGACAUUGCGCAGAUCUGUUACUCAAUAACUCAGAUCUUACGCUUGAGAAAAGGAAAAAGCCAUUUGGAAAACGAAAGAGACGACGGAGACGAAAAAAGAAACGAAAGUACAGAAAAAGAAAAAGGGGAAAGAAACGAAGACGCGGAAGAAAGAACAAACAUCGAAAUAGAAAGAGAUUACAAAGAAAACGAAAACAAAGAUUACAAAAAAAGGCAUGGGAAGUGUUUUGUGGCCGCGACCGAGUGUAUAAUGAUAUUCAUAUUCUUUCUAAUGGAUAAAAAUGAGGGCAUACAUCUUAUGUGUCUCGUUAGUGCUAUACAAAAGUGUAUGGUGGAUCGUUCCCUAAAGAACCUAUUAUUAUAUAUUAUACAGGUUCAAGUGAACGUACUGUGAAUACAGACCCAGUAAUGGAUCAAGGUUCUUCUGUUAGUGAUUGUGAGAUCGAGAAUGACUAGGUGUU
Ylistrum balloti is the source of this 1416-nucleotide messenger RNA. RefSeq names its product R-spondin-2-like. NCBI's taxonomy places the organism in Eukaryota, Metazoa, Mollusca, Bivalvia, Pectinida, Pectinidae. The record is from RefSeq and is a predicted model, not a curated record. The transcript has 5 exons. Bases 353 to 1234 code for a protein of 293 amino acids.